AUGGUAUGCUUCCAUUGUCAUAUGGUAUGCUUCCAUUGUUAUAUGGUAUGCUUCCAUUGUCAUUUGGUAUGCUUCUAUUGUCAUAUGGUAUGCUUCCAUUGUCAUUUGGUAUGCUUCCAUUGUCAUAUGGUAUGCUUCCAUUGUCAUAUGGUAUGCUUCCAUUGUCAUAUGGUAUGCUUCCAUUGUCAUAUGGUAUGCUUCCAUUGUCAUAUGGUGUGCUUCCAUUGUCAUAUGGUAUGCUUCCAUUGUCAUUUGGUAUGCUUAGAUUGUCACAUGGUAUGCUUUCAUUGUCAUAUGGUAUGCUUCCAUUGUCAUAUGGUAUGCUUCCACUGCCAGCAUUGUUGGAUUCCUUCCCCUUAG
Messenger RNA from Candidula unifasciata, 360 nucleotides. The record is from the annotation of a GenBank genome assembly. Lineage: Eukaryota; Metazoa; Mollusca; Gastropoda; Stylommatophora; Geomitridae.